Molecule: messenger RNA, 1565 nt
Organism: Ziziphus jujuba (common jujube)
Lineage: Eukaryota; Viridiplantae; Streptophyta; Magnoliopsida; Rosales; Rhamnaceae
Exons: 10
Coding region: 245-1258 (337 amino acids)
Biological process (GO): tRNA aminoacylation for protein translation
Cellular component (GO): cytoplasm
Molecular function (GO): aminoacyl-tRNA ligase activity; ATP binding
Source: RefSeq, a predicted model, not a curated record
UGCUAAAUAUUUAAAAAUUAUAAUGGGACGCCGUGUAAACUAUGAAGCUGUCCAUGUUAAAUCAAGACGAGCCACGUCCUAAUGAUUUUCUAUUCGUUACUUGCCAAUUUUCUUCCUUACGCGUCCUCGAAUCUAAAUCCAAACCCAAAAACCGGCGCUUCUUCUUGUAGCGUUCAUCUGCUGCUUCUUCAGCUUUUUUGUCAAAUUCAUAACCUUCAGAGACUCCAAUUGGCAGAGCUGCAACAUGGGAAAUGCCCUCAGGUUCCUCUACGCUCAUUGUUGCAAGCCCACCACCGGCGGCGGCGACUCCGGCCCUUUGGGUCCCCACGGCGUGUCCACCGCCAACGUUGGUGUCUCGGCCCUUGCUCACGAUCUCUUCCACUUCGAGAUCACCUCUCAGGUCCCAGAAGGACUCAGUAAACAUGUGGUAUCGUCCAAGAAGGCUCAGGCUAAUUGGUAUAGAAAAUUAGUAGAGGCAUGGAGAGAAGCAAAACCCCCUCCUAGAACAGCUGAAGAAGCAGCUAGGCUUAUCAUCCAGACCUUGAAGAGGCACCAAAAGGCAGAUGUUGAGGGCUUGUUGGCUUUCUAUGGUCUCCCUCUUCCUCAUACUCUGGUUGAACAUUCUGCUGGAAUUCCAACUUCAUUGCCUGAAGGGGUUAAGUUCGAAUUGCUGACUCUACCGGUUGAAGCGAAAGCAAUUUCAGAUGGGGACACGGUGACUGUGUAUGUUAGCACGGCAGAUCCCAGGGAGUCAUCCAGCCUUCCAAAUGAUGUACAAAUGGCGGCUGCAGAAAGAUCAGAAGCGCGUGCUGUAAGGAAUUAUGCAAAGGCAGAUGCACUUCAUAAGAAAAUAGUUGAUUCAGGAUAUCGGGUAAUAAAUUCUCAAAACAACGAGGAGAUCCUUGCUCGAAAAUAUCGCAUUCGACUCAGGGGAAUAGAUGCACCAGAGAGUUCAAUGCCAUAUGGGAAAGAAGCCAAGGAUGAACUGGCUAAGCUUGUUCAGGGAAAGUGUUUGAGAGUCCUUGUCUAUAAUCAAGAUCUGUAUGGCCGUUCCGUAGGUGAUAUUUACUGCAAUGGCAAAUUUGUACAGGAAAGGAUGCUCAAGAAAGGGUUUGCUUGGCAUUACACAGCCUAUGACAACCGAGCAGAGCUUGCAAGAUGGGAAAAUGAGGCUCGAACAAAGCGAGUUGGCUUGUGGGCUUCCUCAAACCCUGAGAAGCCAUGGGAAUGGAGAAAAGAUAGACGAGAAGGCAGAUAACAACGUUCCCUAACAAAUUAUUGCUCCAGUAAAAUUGGCUGCUAACCACAGCCAUAUGCAGAGCCAUAUACAUUAAGCACUCACAUCAAUGACCCGGCGUUGCCAGCAAGAUAGGAAAAUAACUUGAAUCAAACCGACAAAAAGCUGUUAUUUUAUAUGUAUGCAUCAUUAAUGUUUAUGAUUACUUGUAUUUAAUUGUUAUCAGGGCAUGUUGUAAACUGAAAUUUGUGUUUGACAAUUUGUAUUCAAGGUUGUAACAUUACACAACCAUGAAUGAACUAAUAGCCAUGCAAAUAUCCAAAGUGAA